CUGAGGCCGGGGGAAGUGAAUGGUUUUACCCAGAGGGCCGUGCGCCGCCUUUCUCCGCUGGCCCCGGCGCGCCCGGCAGCUCCUCCCCGGCCAUGGCGUUCACUUUCGCGGCCUUCUGCUAUAUGCUGGCGCUGCUGCUCACCGCCGCUCUCAUCUUCUUCGCCAUCUGGCACAUCAUAGCAUUUGAUGAGCUGAAGACUGAUUACAAGAACCCUAUAGACCAGUGUAAUACCCUGAAUCCUACAGUUGAAAAGGUCAAAAAGAUUAAAAGAGUCAAAAUUGCACUAAAGCUUGUCCUUCCAGAGUACCUCAUCCAUGCUUUCUUCUGUGUCAUGUUUCUCUGUGCAGCAGAGUGGCUCACACUGGGUCUCAAUAUGCCCCUUUUGGCAUAUCAUAUUUGGAGGUACAUGAGUAGACCGGUGAUGAGCGGCCCUGGACUCUAUGACCCGACUACCAUCAUGAAUGCAGACAUUCUAGCCUACUGUCAGAAGGAAGGAUGGUGCAAACUAGCUUUUUACCUUCUAGCCUUUUUUUACUACCUAUACGGCAUGAUCUAUGUUUUGGUGAGCUCAUAGAACAACACAGAAGAAUCGGUCCAGUUAAGUGCAUGCAAAACGCCGCUGAUGAAGGGAUUCUAUCCAGCAAGGUCCUGUUCCCAAGAGUAGCCUGUGGAAUCUGAUCAGUUACUUUAAAAAAUGACUCCUUAUUUUUUAAAUGUUUCCACAUUUUUUGCUUGUGGAAAGACUGUUUUCAUAUGUUAUACUUGGAUAAAGACUUUAAAUGGAAUUACGUAUAAAUUAAUAUAAAAUGAUCACCUCUGGUGUUGACAGGUUGAACUUGCACUCUUAAGGAACAGCCAUAACCCUCCGAGUGAUUUCAUUAAUUACUGACUGCCCUGACUCCUUUGGGAGCGUGGUUUAGAGGGCUCGUUGCGCUCCAAGAUAAAUUAGUGUAGAUACGAGGUGCUUCUGGUGAACUGAAAAUGUAUGUCUGACUCGUGGGGAAGGCCGUGGGCUUCCGCACUGAUCGCUGUAGAUGAUUAUGUACAGGCAUGACAGUAGGAAGAGUGGGAUUUCCUUCCCUGUCGACUUGAAUAGUAUCCCUGUAUAUUGCAUGAGAGAGGGGUCUCCCUCCUUUCCAUCAGAGUAAUACACUUGCUUUAAUUCUUAAACAUAAGUGAUACAAACAUAAGCUGAAUUUCCUGUAAAGAAUGCAUUUAAAGCAAUUUUAAAUGUAUUUUUAUUUGUAAGACAAUUAUUUACUAAGAAAUUGGUUAUACUAUGCUUACUCUUCUAAUCAAUCCAGUGGUCAAGGUAUUCUUAAGAAUUUGCAAGUACUUUAGAUUUCCAAAGUGGAUGAGAGAACUGUGUAACCACCUGCUGUUCCUUCGGUGCAACCCAAUAAACUCUGAGAUGAAGAUGCUUUCCGGUGCGUUGUUUUCAAGAUCACCAGCGGCUGUUCCUCAUGCUCAGUCAGUCCAUCAUAAUAAAAGACAUAAUGUCAUUUUAAAAUUUAAUCACCAUAUUGUGUGUUUUCUUAAAACAAUACUUCUGAAUCCAAAGUCUGAAGAGUUUUGAACAGACAGGCCCAUCACUGUUCCAUCUGGGGGAGUCCUCCCUCUGCAGACACAGGACCAUCAUCCUCUCUCGGAUCUCUGGUACAGACAGGCCCAUCACUGUUCCAUCUAGGGGAGUCCUCCCUCUGCAGACACAGGACCAUCAUCCUCUCUCUGAUCUCUGGUACAGACAGGCCCAUCACUGUCAUUGGGGGGAGUCCAGGCAGUUGACGUAAGAUGCUCGUGUUGUGCUUUCCUGUAAUGCCCUUCACCUUAGCCAGUUCUCUAGCUCCCAGGAGUCUCCCCGUUGUGCCUGUCUUCUUGUGUCACAUAUGGAGCAGCAACUGGUCCUUGUAGAUUCUUCUGCGUUAGGCCUUCCGCAGCAAAUGCCUGCUGAGCUGGCUGUUGAAUAGUGCUGUAUCAUGCCAGCAGGCUCUUUGAGGCUGAGUUAAAGGGAAAGUGAUGGGAAAUGACAUUCUAAGCCACUUUUAACGUGUAUUUGAGCAUUAGUAACUGAAGUUUCACUUACACAAUGACCUGUCUGACUUUUCAUUUAGGUUUGUAUGUUGAGUAACAGUGUGACUUGGAAACCAAGAACAGGUCAUUGACAAGAUGUGUCUCCUGUCAGGUAGGAGCUAACAUGGAGCUCCUAUACCUCCCAACUCCAUAUGUUAUGAGGGCCUAUCUAAUAUAUAGAAAGGACUUAAAGUUGUGUAUGCUUUUUUUUAUAGUGUUCCUAGAUAUAAUUAAUGGAGCAUAACUAGUGAUUUCUGUGUAUCUUUCUCCUUGCAGGGUAAGUAAGCUCUUACUGUAGGUGUGACUGUAGAACUUUAUCCAGCCCAUUCAAAUGGCCUGUAUUAAAAAGCAUCUAUAUCCAGCUAUUUGUCACUUAAUAUCUACAGAUGUACAGCUCAAUAAUCAGAUGCAAGUCAGAAAUUUGCAUAACAAAAGUAUUUUAGAGGGGAAAGAAAACUAUUGCUCCAUUGCCUAGCCUUGUUCAUAAAUGCUCAUCUCCUCUGGAAGCUGUAAUAAUAGUGGUUUCAAGUGACUUUGAGGUGUUUUAUUCAGAUCGAUUGAUUUGUGACCAGAUGAGUAGUUAGAAAGUGUCUGAUAUUUAGCAGUAUAACCUAGGAGAUGGUUCUGAGUGAAUCUUCCAAAGUGAUGCCCAGAGAAGAAGAUGUUCUGUUCCUGGAUUUCUUGACUUGUUUCUCAGAGCCAUUUACUGUGACUACAAUUCAGAAAUUUCCAGUGUCUGAAAGGAGUGUGUAACAGCUGCCUAUUCUGCUUACUUCGGAAAGUGAUAUCAAACACAGGGUGUGAGUCUAAGGUAGAGCGAGUGAUUUGCUCUGCGUUCAUUUCUUGAUAACAUUGUGGAAGACAUGAACAUCUUGACAUGCAGAAGAACGGUGUCUCCCAGAUGGCAGUGUUAUACAAUGCCUUUUCUAAACACUUAUAUUUGAUUGGUAAUGCUUAUGUAUUUUGGAGAAUGAGUUUCUUAAAUGAGUUGAUGACAAUAGAUCCUAAAACUAAAGAAAACACGAAAUCACGAAGUGUAGUCAUGGUUUGUUAAAGCCUAAGUGUGGAGGUGGUGGUGCAGCCCUCUCUUAGGCCUUAGAGUGUGCUCGUUCCACUUUUGCAUAUUUAAUAAAAACUGUCU
Microtus ochrogaster (prairie vole) is the source of this 3212-nucleotide messenger RNA. RefSeq names its product cornichon family member 1 (gene Cnih1). Lineage: Eukaryota; Metazoa; Chordata; Mammalia; Rodentia; Cricetidae. Gene Ontology annotation, biological process: vesicle-mediated transport. The record is from RefSeq and is a predicted model, not a curated record.